AUGUCAACAAAACUAGAGACCCCCAACACAGACAUAGAAUGGGCUGCAUUCAUCUCGACCAUCAAAGAUGACCUCCCUGAAACGCACACAGUCUACCACACCCCUCUGCCCCAUGCAGUUGCCCACACAAUCGACCACACCCAAUUGGCUCUUUCUGCCACAUCCAGCGACAUCGACAAUUUAUGCACCGAAGCCCGUGAGUACAAAUUCGCAACCGUCUGUGUCCGGCUACCACAUGUGCCUCGCGCAGUCCACAAUCUAGCAGAUAUCAAAAACGAAGUCGGCGUAGCCUGCGUCGUAGGUUUCCAUGAGGGAACAUACCCCACCGCCGAAAAAGUGGCAGAAGCCACCAAAGCUGUGGCCGAGGGGGCUACAGAAUUGGAUAUGGUUCUCAACUAUCCCUUAUUAAAGCAGGGGAGAUAUACAGAAGUAUACAACGACAUCCUCGCCGUGCGUCACGCGGCACCAGCACCAAAGACAAAACUAAAAGUGAUCCUCGAGAUAUCCCAACUUUCGCGCGAUGAGAUCAUAGCCGGUAGCGCGAUAAGUGACAUGGCUGGCGCAGACUACGUCAAGACAUCUACGGGAUUCAAUGGUGCGGGCGCAAGUAUUGAGAAUGUUAGGCUUAUGAAAGAGGUAGUGGAUAUGUUGGCGAAUGGAUGCAAAGUCAAGGCUUCGGGCGGAGUCAGAUCGGCGGAAGACGCGGUUGAGAUGCUCAAGGCUGGUGCUGAUAGGAUUGGAGCUAGUGCUGGGGUGAAGAUUGUGAGGGAGUUGACGGGGAAUGCUUUGAGGCCGAAUGUGUCGACGCCUAUUGCUGGUGAUUAUUGA
Molecule: messenger RNA, 828 nt
Organism: Talaromyces marneffei
Lineage: Eukaryota; Fungi; Ascomycota; Eurotiomycetes; Eurotiales; Trichocomaceae
Exons: 1
Coding region: 1-828 (275 amino acids)
Biological process (GO): deoxyribonucleotide catabolic process; carbohydrate catabolic process
Cellular component (GO): cytoplasm
Molecular function (GO): deoxyribose-phosphate aldolase activity
Source: RefSeq, a predicted model, not a curated record